This is a messenger RNA of Moneuplotes crassus, 826 nucleotides long. The record is from the annotation of a GenBank genome assembly. NCBI's taxonomy places the organism in Eukaryota, Ciliophora, Spirotrichea, Euplotida, Euplotidae.
CAAUGAGGAAGAGUAAAAGGGUUGUCCCGACCACGCUUGGGAAUACGGAGGAUAGCAUUAACCUGGACGACUCCUCAAUGAACCUGAAGAAGGAGUUUUCAGCCCUGAAGCCUCAUUACGGGAGGAAUGAGAGUGGGAGAGAGCUGGGACAGGAAUUUGGAGGGGAUAGUAGGUUUGGAGAAAGGAUCGUGACUGAAACAGCAAGCAGGAUUAGUCCACAACUCCGGAGAGGAAAAAGUCGUAUGUUUCAACCUACUAAGAGAUCACGGUCUACUAUCCCGAUAGUUCUCCUCAGAAGACAAGAAACUAAGAGAGAAGCCUUAAAAUAUUUAAGAACUAUGGAUGAUGCGCAUAUUACUUACAAGAAAAACCCUAAUAGAUAUGCUAGACCUGUAAAUGACUCAAGAAAGAGAUAUCACUUCAGCCACAUGUGAUCUCUUUUGUUAUCCUUUAUUAGUACCGGAAUAUUUAUAGUAGAGCAUGAGAUAUACCUGUCAUAUGGAAGGGAAGCUCAUAAAUCAGAACGAUUCCUUCUCCUCUGCCUUGCCUGGAGUGUGAACAUUCUACUAUGCCUCAAUAUAUGGCUUUCAUAUACACUUUAUGUAGAUUUAUUAAAGAAUGAAUGGGUAAUGUACACACUGGAUAGCUUAUCCAGCUCAGGCUUGCUCAAAUCUAUGCUGAUCGAGGUUCUCAUAAAUUUGAUCUGUCCUUACCCUUUCUUCUGGGAGACCUAUUACAGUGACUUCUACCAAGGAGGCUUUAAUAAAGUGAAGAUCUAUGCGAAUACACCUUUCCUUUGUGCAGCAAUCUUUAUAAGACUUUAAUA